UCUAACAGUCGCGUGAAUAUCAUCACCAAAGGUACAUAUAUACGUAGUUUUUCAAUACUACUUAUAAUCAUUCCGUUCCAGGUUUCGGUCCUGUUGAGACGAGAUCGUCGUGAAAUUUAAAAAAAAAAUCGUCGUUUAAAAAUUAAUAAAAAAAAAUUUCUUUAGUGAUUUUUUCCAGAUUUCUAAGUGAUUCACCAAAAAAAUUAAAAGUGUUAAAAAAAAAUGCAUUUAUCAUUUAUAAUUUUGAGUGCGUUUGUACUAUUUAUAGUACAAUAUAAUAAUAAUUUUGUAAAUGCCGGUAGUUGUCGCGAGGCAAAUUUAUGUUGUCCCGGGCGCGAUUCAUCGUGUGUUGUACAAAAAGCUCCAAUUAAUGCAAUUAUCGAAGACUUAAGUGAUAAACCAUGUUAUUGCGAUCAUGCAUGUCUGAAAUUGGGCGAUUGCUGUACCGAUUUUAAAGAUGCGUGCGGAGUUGUGGACUGUGAUGUAUCCGAUUGGCAACCAUGGAGUGCAUGUGAUGCAAAAUGUGGACCCGGUAUGAUGCAACGUUCACGUAAAGUGUUACGACAACCAUUGAAUGGUGGUAAACAUUGUCCUGGAUUAAUACAAAAACGUGGUUGUCAAGGCAUACAAUGUGAACAUCAUACUAAAACACCAUUACGUGAAAUGGCAAUGUUGUUACCAGCUUCACUAUCUCACAUCAGACGUAUAAAUGAAACUAGUGACAUUCGACGUAAUCUACGUUUACGAUAUCCUGUUGAACCAGAUCAGGAUCAUGAAAAAGAUUAUUGUGUUGAAUUUGAAGUAUUAAAAGCAUCAAAAGCCUGUCGAAAAGAGAAUCUAUAUAGUGCAUUACGUGAAGGUGAACGUGUAUGCGUACGCUGUGAAUCACAAGCACUACGUAAAUACCUUGGAUGGCGAUGCCAAGGACAUGGUGUAGAAGGUCGUAGCACGCGUUGGAGUGCAUUAUCAGCACCACAUUGUCACGGUAAAUGGAUUCGUAUACAACAUGAUCCAUCCAUACACAACACACAACAACCAGCAACAACAACAAACGAUGCUAAACAAAUUUUCGGUUAUGAAAAUCAACCAAAAUGUUCAACAAAAACAUGUAAUAAAAAUGGUGGUCCAGCAUUUAUUUUUGUUUAAUUAUUAAUUUUAGUAUUAUAUUAUUCUUUUAUUUUUUUGCUUGGUAUCGACACAUAUUCUCCCGUUAAAUGUUGUGUUCAAAAAAUAAUAAUAAAUAUAAUAAA
Molecule: messenger RNA, 1250 nt
Organism: Chrysoperla carnea
Lineage: Eukaryota; Metazoa; Arthropoda; Insecta; Neuroptera; Chrysopidae
Gene: vex
Product: somatomedin-B and thrombospondin type-1 domain-containing protein
Exons: 5
Coding region: 223-1146 (307 amino acids)
Source: RefSeq, a predicted model, not a curated record